Molecule: messenger RNA, 2028 nt
Organism: Microthlaspi erraticum
Lineage: Eukaryota; Viridiplantae; Streptophyta; Magnoliopsida; Brassicales; Brassicaceae
Source: the annotation of a GenBank genome assembly
AUGGACAUAGAAGAAAGCAAUGGGAAUGGAAACCACGAGAGAGGAAAAGACGAUUCGGCCCUUCAAACCUCACCGAAGAGUCCUUUAAGCUCCAUAGAUCUCGCCAUGGAUGGCGCCAUGAACGCUUCCAUCGAGCAGCUUUACCACAACGUCUGCGAAAUGGAGAGCUCCGACGACCAGUCACCGUCGCGUGCGAGUUUCAUCUCGUACGGCGCUGAAUCGAGAAUCGAUUUGGAGCUGAGGCAUUUAGUCGGAGAUGUUGGAGAAGAAGUCGGAGAGAGAAAGAAAGAGACUUUCUUGGAGAAGAAGGAAAAAAGUAACAGCAACGAGAGUAAAAACAGAGGAGGUAACUUGAGUCAGAAGAAACCAAGUGAAUCUCUUUCAAACGGUAAGAAGCUUGCGAAAACGAGCCCUAACCGGAAACUCCCCGGCUCGAGGAUCUCAUCGAGGAAAUCUCCAGAUUCCGUGGAGGAGGAGAGUCCCGAGAUCGGACCGUUGCUGUUGAAGCAAGCAAGAGAGAUGGUUUCCUCCGGUGAGAAUCUAAACAAAGCUCUUGACUUGGCGUUGAGAGCGGUGAAAGCGUUUGAGAAAUGCGUCGAAGGAGAGAAACAAAACGGUUUAAACCUGGUCAUGUCUCUGCAUAUCUUGGCAGCGAUCUACGCCGGUUUAGGGAGACACAACGAGGCAGUUCCUGUUCUCGAGCGGUCCAUCGAGAUACCGAUGAUCGAAGACGGCGAAGACCACGCGUUAGCGAAGUUCGCAGGUUGCAUGCAGCUCGGGGACAUGUACGGUUUGAUGGGUCAAGUCGAAAACUCAAUCUUGCUCUACACGGCAGGUUUGGAGAUCCAAAGACAAGUUCUUGGAGAAUCGGACGCAAGAGUCGGAGAAACUUGUAGGUACUUAGCAGAAGCUCACGUGCAAGCAAUGCAGUUCGAAGAAGCCUCAAGGCUUUGCCAAAUGGCGUUAGACAUUCACAAAGAGAACGGAGCAAACACUACAGCUUCGAUCGAAGAAGCUGCGGAUAGAAAACUGAUGGGACUCAUCUGCGAUGCCAAGGGAGAUUACGAGGUUGCGCUUGAGCAUUACGUUUUAGCGAGCAUGGCUAUGUCGUCACAGAAUCACAGAGAAGAUGUUGCGUCUAUAGAUUGUAGUAUCGGUGAUGCGUACAUGUCUCUAGCUAGGUUUGACGAGUCGAUAUUCGCUUACCAGAAGGCUUUGGCUGUGUUUAAGCAAGCCAAAGGUGAGAACCAUUCCUCUGUGGCUUCGGUUUACGUCAGGCUCGCUGAUUUAUACAACAAGAUCGGGAAAAUCCGCGACUCGAAAUCCUACUGCGAAAACGCUCUUAGGAUUUACCUAAAACCGUCUCCAGGGACUCAAGCGGAAGAGGUUGCGACUGGCUUUAUAGAGAUCUCUGCGUUAUAUCAGUCGAUGAACGAGUUGGAGCAGUCUUUGAAGCUGCUGAGACGUGCGUUGAAGAUAUACGCAAACGCUCCUGGUCAACAGAACACGAUUGCUGGUAUUGAAGCGCAAAUGGGUGUGAUUUGUUACAUGAUUGGGAACUAUCCUGAGUCUUACAACAUUUUCAAGAGCGCGGUUUCGAAGUUUCGCAACAGUGGAGAGAAGAAAACGGCUCUUUUCGGGAUUGCUCUGAAUCAGAUGGGGCUUGCUUGCGUUCAACGUUACGCAAUCAAUGAAGCUGCGGAUUUGUUUGAAGAAGCGAAAACCAUUCUUGAGAAAGAGAAUGGACCGUACCAUCCUGAUACAUUGGCGGUUUACAGUAACCUCGCCGGAACAUAUGACGCAAUGGGCAGGUUAGAUGAUGCUAUAGAGAUAUUGGAGUAUGUGGUUGGGACGAGAGAGGAGAAGCUUGGGACGGCGAAUCCGGAGGUGGAGGAUGAGAAGCAGAGGCUGGCUGCGUUGUUGAAAGAAGCCGGAAGAGGAAGGAGCAAGAGAAACAGAGCACUUCUUACUCUUUUGGACAAAAACCCUGAGAUUGCACCGAACAUUGGACAGAGACAGGUUUAUUGA